GCCAGCGAGAGGAGGCGCCGAGAAUCCGAUUCACUUGCUGGGGAGACCUAUGGACCGAAGCCGUGUAAAUGCGUUUUAAGGCCAGUGCCGGGAGUGGCUCCGGGAGCCUCGGGGAGCGGGCGCCCUCGGCUCCAGUGUUGACCUGUUCCCUGGCCCCUCUUGCCUCCUCUCAGCAGGGGCCUCGGCUCCGCAACUGCCACUCCUCCUUGGGGUGUUGCGCAAGUUUCGAGGUCACCGGCGACCCCCCCUAGCAGCGCGCCUGGCUCUGGCCCCCGCGAAGGAGCACGGGGCUUGUGUGUUGCAUACUUUUUAAGGCGGCCAGAGGAAGCGGCAGCUCCAUCCAGCCCAUCGGCUUCUCCUCGGCAUGGCUGGCUACCUGAAUGAAACGGACUUUGUGAUGGUGGAGGAGGGCUUCAGCACCCAAGACCUGCUGGAGGAGCUCACUCUGGGGGCCUCACAGGCCACCAAGGAUGAGGUUGCUGCUUUCUUCGUGGCCGACCUGGGUGCUGUAGUGAGGAAGCACUUCUGCUUUCUGAAGUGCCUGCCGCGAGUCCGACCCUUUUACGCUGUCAAGUGCAACAGCAGCUCAGGCGUGCUGAAGGUCCUGGCUGAGCUGGGGCUUGGCUUCAGCUGUGCCAACAAGGCAGAGAUGGAGUUGGUCCAGCAUAUUGGUGUCCCCGCCAGUAAGAUCAUCUACGCCAGCCCCUGUAAGCAAAUUGCACAGAUCAAGUAUGCUGCCAAGCAUGGGGUCCGGCUGCUGAGCUUUGACAACGAGAUGGAGCUGGCAAAGGUGGUAAAAAGCCACCCCAGUGCCAAGAUGGUUCUGAGCAUUGCUACUGAUGACUCCCACUCCCUGAGCCGCCUGAACCUCAAAUUCGGUGCGUCACUGAAAUCCUGCAGACACCUGCUUGAAAAUGCCAAGAGAGACCAUGUUGAGGUGGUGGGUGUGAGUUUUCACAUUGGCAGUGGCUGUCCUGACCCACAGGCCUUUGCCAAGUCCAUUUCAGAUGCCCGGCUCGUGUUUGAAAUGGGUGCUGAGCUGGGGCACAGGAUGCACAUCUUGGACCUCGGUGGCGGCUUUCCUGGAGUGGAAGGAGCCAAAAUGAGAUUCGACGAGCUGUCUGCAGUUACCAGCUGGGGCCUUAGCAGCUGCCAAGUCAUUCUUCAUGGAAUCAAAGAGGCUUUCAAGAAAUAUAUUUGGAGCCGUAGCAAGUCUUCAGCAUCAACCCCACAUUUCAAAUGUGUGAUUGUCUCCCCGCCCCCGUAUUACCAGAUUGCUUCUGUGAUCAACUCAGCCUUGGACCUGUAUUUCCCAGAGGGCUGUGGUGUGGACAUCCUUGCCAAGCUGGGGCGCUACUAUGUGACCUCAGCCUUCACCUUGGCAGUCAGCAUCAUCGGCAAGAAGGAGGUUCUUCUGGACCAGCCUGGCAGGGAGGAGGAUACCGGUUCCGCCCCCAAGACAAUCGUGUACCACCUCCACGAGGGCGUGUAUGGAAUCUUCAACUCAGUCCUGUUUGACAACACCUGCCCUACCCCCAUCUCGCAGAAGAAACCAUCCACAGAGCAGCCCGUGUACAGCAGCAGCCUCUGGGGCCCAGUGGUCGAUGGUUGUGACUGCGUAGCUGAGGGUCUAUGGCUGCCGCAACUACAUGUAGGGGACUGGCUGGUCUUUGAGAACAUGGGCGCCUACACCGUGGGCGUGGGUUCCCUCCUUAGAGGGGCCCAGACCUGCCGCAUCACCUAUGCCAUGUCCCGGGUGGCCUGGGAAGCCCUGAGAGGGCAGCUGCUGCCUGCAGAACAGGACGAGGACGCCGAGGGCAUGUGCAAGCCGCUGUCCUGUGGCUGGGAGAUCACAGACACCUUGUGCAUGGGCCCUGUCUUCACCCCGGCGAGCAUCAUGUGA
Messenger RNA from Camelus dromedarius (Arabian camel), 1903 nucleotides. It is a transcript of the gene AZIN2, whose product is annotated as antizyme inhibitor 2. Gene Ontology annotation, cellular component: cytoplasm. Gene Ontology annotation, molecular function: ornithine decarboxylase activator activity; catalytic activity. The coding region runs from base 365 to 1903 and encodes 512 amino acids. Gene Ontology annotation, biological process: positive regulation of catalytic activity; positive regulation of polyamine transmembrane transport; negative regulation of protein catabolic process. NCBI's taxonomy places the organism in Eukaryota, Metazoa, Chordata, Mammalia, Artiodactyla, Camelidae. The record is from RefSeq and is a predicted model, not a curated record. The transcript has 10 exons.